GUAAAUAUUUGCAUUAAUAAAAGUAACUCCUGUAUUUUUGACGUAUCACAGCCUGGAGCAUGGUUGUAACUUCAUUUAUCUGUUCACGUUGAUUUUUUAUUUUCAAUCUUUAUAGGAAAACAUAAUGAGGCGAGACGGAUUAAUUUUUGUGCUGAUUUUAAGUGUGAUUUCUACAUCAUGUGCCAAAAACACGUAUGUAGUGAUGUUUCCGAGGACAAUACGCCCAGGCCUAGAUACAGAGGUUUAUGUCAACAUACUAGAAGCUUCAGGCCCAGUGACGGUGACAGCAAUAUUACAAGACAACAAAAACAAUACAGUAGUGUCGGGUACUAAAGAAAUAUCUGUGGGUACACCUAGUACCGUACAGUUAAAGAUUCCAUUCGACAUAAAAGCUGGACAGGAUUAUGGAUUAAAAAUAGAAGGAACAGGGGGACAGAGAUUUGCAAACUGGUCAAAAGUCAGCUUUCAAACCAAAAGUACAUCAAUCCUGAUCCAGACAGAUAAAGCAAUUUACAAACCAGGCCAGACAAUACAAUUCCGUAUCUUGGGAGUAUAUCCAGAUCUUACUAUCGUCAAUCAAACUUUUGACAUUGACAUUUAUGACCCUAAAGGAAACAAGAUAGCUCAAUGGAGAGACGCAGCAGAAAAGAAUGGUGUUUUUGGUGACAAACUAGUUAUGUCUGACCACCCAGUUCUAGGGGACUGGAAAAUGAAAGUUACACAAGGCGCGGUAGCCGAAGAAAAAGUGUUCACAGUUGAUGAAUAUGUUCUCCCAAAAUUUGAAGUAACAGUGGAUUUACCAUCGUAUGGAUUGACAACAGACUUGGCUUUUCACGGUACUGUAAAAGCAAAAUAUACUUUUGGCAAAUCUGUCAGUGGAAAUGCUAAUAUUAGACUUAAGAAGAAGUACAACCAUAGGUCAUGGGGUUGGAGACAGGACCACCCACAGGAAUAUGUCGAUAGUAUUGAACAAUCAUUUCCGAUUGAUGGCGAAGCCAAAUUUACCUUUUCCUUGGGGCAGUUAAAGAGAUUACAGAAAAAUCUUGCGUACACUGAUUUUGUGGUAGAAGCCAAUGUGACAGAGGGUGUAACAGGAUUAAAGAUGAAAGAUUCAGCAGAGAUUAAAUUUUAUGACACCCCUGCCAAGCUUGAUUUUGUAGAGUCGUUACCAGCAAACUAUAAACCAGGGCUUAUAUAUACAGCACUUCUGAAAGUGACACAACCAGAUGAUAAACCAGUUGUUAAUCCAAGUAGCAGAGUCAAGGUCGAAAUGUUCUACAACGUAGAAGUUAUGACUACUACCACCACAACAACAACAACUACGACGACGACUUCAGCACCACCACUGGAAGACGGAAACCAGACCGAGAUUAUUGAAGCCCUCAUCGAACCGGAAAUUUUUGAUCCAUGGCGCGGACCUCGUAUCGCUCCAACAAAGAGAAUUCCGAUUCCAGUCAUAUAUUUAGACAUUGCACCAGACGGUCUUGUAAAGUUUGAUAUCGAUGUACCAAAUGAUGCUGUUUCCUUUGAUAUUGAGGCAAGAUAUAUGAAAGAGUCGGCAUACAAAUAUUUACAGCCAUUCAAAUCACCCAGCAAAAGUUUCAUCCAAGUUCGUCUUCUAAAUGAAAAACCGAUGGCUGGACAGACAGUUGCAAUUGAUGUUAAAGCUACAGAAGCACCAGAAAAAGUCUUUUAUCAGUUGAUUUCCAAAGGAAGCAUAGUAAAGACAGGAGAAAUUCCAAUGGGAGGUCUCAAUCAAGCAGAGUUUAAAAUAAAAAUUACACCUGAGAUGGCCCCAAAAGCUCGUCUGAUUAUCAAUUACGUAAGACCUGAUGGUGAAAUCGUUACUGACGGAGUGACAUUUAGUGUUGACGGAAUAUUCAAAAAUAAGGUAUCUCUGAAUUUCAUGAAAGAUGAAGUUUUACCUGGUUCCAAUAUGUUAGUAGAUCUAAAAGCUGAUCCCAUGUCUCAAAUUAAUGUACUUGCUGUGGAUAAGAGUGUUCUUCUCUUAAAAACAGGAAAUGACAUCACUGAAGAUCAGAUAACAAAGGAGCUACAGUCAUAUGAUAACAGUGGAGGAGGAUAUUAUCCAUAUUACGCUAGAAUGUGGUACUGGCCAAGCACAGGCAGAGAUGCUACGGACGUGUUUGAUAAUAAUGGAAUGGUUGUUCUGACAGAUGCGUUAUUGUAUAAUUAUCAAGAACCAUUCCGUCCCAUAAUGUUGCGAAGAGGAGGAGCUGUUCUGCAAGCUAUGCCUAUGAUGGCUCAAAUGGCACCAGAAAUGUCCGAAAUGGGACGACCUUCCCCUAACAAUCUCAAACCUGUGACAAAAGUCAGAAAACUAUUCCCAGAAACAUGGCUCUGGCAAAAUGUCUCAUCAGGUGACACAGGAAAAACAACAAUAAAUGUUAAAGUUCCCGAUACUAUUACUUCAUGGGUAGCAACAGCUUUUGCAGUCAAUCCAGAGUCUGGACUUGGACUGACAGCCCAACCAUCAAACUUGAAUGUAUUCAUGCCGUUCUUUAUGCAGUUAGUACUACCAUAUUCAGUUGUACGAGGAGAACUUGUAGUUUUACAGGUCAACGUUCACAACUAUUUGGCAAAAAAUGAAUGGGUUUUAGUGAUAUUAGAGCAAAAUAAUGCUAUGCAAAAUGAGAUAACUUACAGCUCUGGAGUUAGGAAAAGAAUGCAUGCUAAAGUAGGCAGAUGGAUUAAGUUGCGGAAGGGAGGAAUUGGCUCGGCCUUCUUCCCAAUUGUCCCAAUUGAAGUUGGGCAAUUAAAGAUUUCAGUUACUGCCAGAACAGCAUCUGCGUCUGAUGCCGUAGAGAAGAAUCUUCUUGUAGAGCCUUCUGGGACACCUCAGGAAUAUAACAUUCCUGUACUGAUUGACUUGAAGACUGUUGGUACAUUUAAUAAAACAGUAAACAUUACCUUCCCGGCCAAUACUACUGCAGGGUCUAGGCGUGUGACAGCAUCUGUGAUAGGUGAUUUGAUGGGACCUUCAAUUAAUGGUUUAGAGAAAUUGAUUAAAAUGCCUUAUGGUUGUGGAGAGCAAAACAUGUUAAAUUUUGCACCAAAUAUUUUUGUACGAAGAUAUUUGAAUGUCACAAAUAAUCUAAAAUCUAAUAUGGAUUCUAAAUCAAAAGAGUAUAUGAUCAAAGGAUAUCAAAGAGAGCUGACUUACCAACAUGAUGAUGGGUCCUUCAGUGCUUUUGGAAACAGCGAUAAAUCUGGUACUACAUGGCUUACUGCAUUUGUCGUUAAAUCGUUUGCUCAAGCAUCUGAUGAUAUAUUCAUUGACGACAAAUUAUUUCAUAAAGCACUAGAUUGGCUUGUGUUACAACAAAAUGAAAUUGGAACAUUUAAAGAACCUGGGAAAGUUUUACAUAAAGCUAUGCAGGGUGGAUCAGCGGCAGGCGAGAGAUCUUUAACAGCAUUUGUACUGAUUGCAAUGAAGGAAGCAGACGUCAUUCAAGGGGCCAGCGACCGAACUGCAAGAUCUGUCAAACGGGCAACAACCUACCUUGAGGGAGAGGUAGACAGGUUGAUUGACACUUACGAAAUGGCAAUAGUAUCGUAUGCUCUGAAACUUGUGAACAGUCCAAAGGCAAUCAUCAUAUUAGACAGACUAAAAAUGUUAGCUGUAGACGAAGAUGGUACUAGGUACUGGAAACAUAAUGCUAAAGAGUCCAACGAACAAAAGUAUUUAGAUUGGAAUCCUCCACACAGUCAGUCAAAUGCUAUAGAUAUUGAACUGACUUCAUAUAUUCUUAUGAACUAUGCAAUGAACAAUGAUGUCGACAAUGGUUUACCAGUACUACGGUGGUUGACUUCACAACGAAAUCCUAAUGGUGGAUUUUCAUCAACACAAGACACAAUUAUUGCAUUACAAGCUUUAGCAGAAUUUGCUGGGGAGAUAUACUCCGCUGACUUCAACAUGGAAAUAACUAUAAAAAGCCUACAGGGUGAAAAAUUUGAAGAUACACAUAUCAUUACUCGAGAUAAUGCCCUAGUGCUAAAAGCAUUUGAGAUUCCAACUGGAGUAAAAGAACUAACAGUAUUUGCAAAGGGAAAAGGAGUUUCUUUAGCGGAGGUUGCUGUGUAUUUCUACACUGCUGAUGACAUUAAAACUUCAGCAUUUGAUAUAAAUACAACAAUAUCAGAAGAAACAACAAAAGGAUUAAGGCUACAAGUGUGUGGAAGAUGGCGUAGAGAUGGCGAAACCGGAAUGUCUAUAAUGGAAAUUGGAAUACCAUCAGGAAUGACACCAGAUUAUGACUCGCUUGAUUUUUCAUUAGCUCCAGAGUAUAAACGAAAAGAAGAAUUAUUUAGAAAGCUAGUAUUGUAUUUUGACAAGUUUGAUGCCAAAGAACAAUGUGUGUCGCUACAUAUUGUACGAACUGAUCGAGUGGCAGAGCUGCAACCAUCCCCUGUCAGAAUAUAUGACUAUUAUGAGCCGAGUAAACAAAAGACUACAUUUUAUUCAUCAAAAUUAUUGGAAAGUUCUACUUUAUGUGAUGUGUGUGGUAAGGAAUGUUUCUGCAAAGAGAAAUAAGAAGAUACUGAUAUGCGUUAGUCAUUGAUAUAGAAUGUUAUGUUACAUUUUGAAGCACUAUAAUGAUUUAGAUACGUUUGUUGUUUUAUUUUUAUGUUAGUGUAAAAAAUAUUCAAAUACUAAAGGACAUUACAUCUUGUACAUUUAACGAAUUGAAAUCUGACAUAAACAGGUAGCGCUUAUAUAAUCUGUCUCCUGGUCAUGUUAGAUUUAAUUAUCAGGAUUGAAAAAAAAAAAACAUGCCUUGAUAUAUUAUAAAUAUAUUAGGAAUGACAACUACAUUUUAUUAUCAGCAUAAAAAAUAUAAUAUUAGUUUAAAAAGUUGAAUACUAGUGAGUAUAUCAAAAUUCAUUUUCAUGUCAUUUUGUGAUUUUACACAACAAAGCAGCUGAUAUGUAUGUGUAUAUUCAGUAAGACUUCAAUGUGCCUAAAACGUACCCAAUAAUCAAUUGAACAUAUCUUACAUAAUUUAGUUAAUUUUCUAUUCUUUCUUAAUAUGUUUGAACGACAUCUAAAAUAAAGCAAUCCAUUCCUCCGAACAAAAUCAUAUGUUUACGUGGUAACUUUAACGCAAAUAAGUAAACUAAACAAUUGUAAAAACGGUUUAUAUAGUGUUGUAAGAUAGUAUCAAAACCGUCUAUUUUUUGGUAUAUCAUCGAAUAGUCAAAAUUUGUGAGAAUACUGAGAAAUGUGUGUACGUUUGAAUGUAAAUUGUAUUUUGUUGUAUGUGAUGUGUGUUAAAACAAUUGAUAUAAACAAUACUUACAUAAUGUUAUAGCAUUUUAUAAAUUUUGAAUUCUACGUGCCUUUUGUAAUAAAUUUCAUGUAUGAUACAA
Messenger RNA from Mytilus californianus (California mussel), 5391 nucleotides. RefSeq names its product CD109 antigen-like. The coding region runs from base 125 to 4555 and encodes 1476 amino acids. The transcript is spliced from 34 exons. The record is from RefSeq and is a predicted model, not a curated record. Lineage: Eukaryota; Metazoa; Mollusca; Bivalvia; Mytilida; Mytilidae. Gene Ontology annotation, cellular component: extracellular region. Gene Ontology annotation, molecular function: endopeptidase inhibitor activity.